Molecule: messenger RNA, 1278 nt
Organism: Ictalurus punctatus (channel catfish)
Lineage: Eukaryota; Metazoa; Chordata; Actinopteri; Siluriformes; Ictaluridae
Exons: 4
Coding region: 154-501 (115 amino acids)
Source: RefSeq, a predicted model, not a curated record
ACACACGGCUGUUUUUUUUUACCUUUUUUUUUUUUUUUUACCUGGAACUAAGGGGGAAUAUAUGCAAUAAAUGUUGAAUAUUUCACAUUAUUCAUAUUUAGUAUCAUUUCUGUUUAUUUGCUGCUUUUCCAAUGUAUUUGUAAAGGUGAAGAGAUGAAACACUGUCCUACACCUGGAACGGUUAACAUCAACACAGAUUCUGUUACAGGGUCCAAUGAGGGUUCAAAGAGCAGUGAUGGAGAAGGAGACAACUUUUGGAUUAUUGUCUUAACGACCUCCAUUAUAAUAUCUCUUAUUGUAAUCGUGUUUCUGCUUGGAGUUUUAUAUAAAAAUCAGAGAAAAGGUGCUUCAUCAAGAAACCAUCAAACUCCCACCAAUCAGGCUGAUGAUGAAGAUGUCUUGAACUAUGCAGCUGUGAGUUUUGCUAAGAAACCUUCAUCCUCCAGAACAUCCAGAGACAAGAGCCAUGAAGACGUUUAUGCACAAGUUAAAAUAAAAUAGAUAAAGACAAAUGACUUCAGACUUGAAACACAAGCAAAAUGUAAGUGUUAUUGCCGUUUCCAUGGUGACUCCUAACAUCAUUCAUCUACUGAUUUGCUUCACUUGAUGGAUGAAGCUUUAAAAAAUAUUUCUGAUCAAAAUCCUACAUCCUGCUGUUUUUUUCUUUCUUGAAUGAAAGUCUUAUAUUUGGGAUUUUUUCUCAGCAUUUUCUCUUGCACAUAAUUUCUAGAAUGUAAAAGAACAUUUUGUUUGAUUCUGAAGGUUAAAGUAUUAAAGAAUGGCUCAUGGUUCACAUCUUGCUUUAACUUGUGUUUUUAAUUUAUUUUGCUUUGAAACAUAGGAGUUUUAUAAAGAGGAUAAAUCUGGUGAAUAUCGUAAUUACUGUAGAUUAUCUGAACAUUUAGUAUUCAGUACAUCUGUAAAUGUAAAACUUUUAUACAUCUGAACAAUUUUCCAGAAAUACUGAGGACCUUUAAGAGGGCUGAGUAUAAAGACGAGUGUUUACUGCAUUACUGGUGAGAUUCCACUGUUUAACCUGAAAUUAAUCUCCAGGCAAUAAAUAUUCAGUUUCAUUAGAAAUGUAUAUUGAUGACUGAUGAAGUGUCGAGGUUUUCUUUAUAUUAAUGUUUUUACACAAUUUACAUUGUGCCUCCUUAAUAAAUUCCACAAAUGCCAUAUUACACUGUGUGUGUCAUCAUUUUGUUAAAGUCCAUUAUCGAUGUACCUAAUAGUCCUCCCUGAUUAUAUUCAGACAUUUAUGUGAGUGAUGUUCAUGAC